Molecule: messenger RNA, 393 nt
Organism: Aspergillus caelatus
Lineage: Eukaryota; Fungi; Ascomycota; Eurotiomycetes; Eurotiales; Aspergillaceae
Exons: 3
Coding region: 1-393 (130 amino acids)
Cellular component (GO): cytoskeleton
Molecular function (GO): actin filament binding
Source: RefSeq, a predicted model, not a curated record
AUGUCUCGGCCUGCAAAUGCUACUGGCUCCCAUAUUCACGGAGCUCUGCACAUGAGGUAUUCCCAUAUCAAUAGUGUGACAAUGUUCUACGGCGAGGCCCAGGCCGUCUAUCCUGAGUUUAGUGGGGUUGUUUUGGAGAAAGGGGGAAGUGGGUGUCUUGGAAGCUUUCUGGGAGAAAAUGAAAAGUUGCUAAUUUUGCGAAAUCAUGGUCUAUUGACCGUUGGUGACACUCUGAAUGAAGCAGCAUACCUCUUCACUUUAGCAGAUCGCAGUUGUGAGAUCCAAUUCAAUACCCCGGUGCGACUAACAAAGAAACGGGAGGCAUUAUACCACGAUUUUCAAUCUGGAUACGAAAUGGAGCUCGAGCUUUCAAAUGCGAGGUUCCUGCAAUAA